AUGCCAUUACCGUUCAAUCAGGAAUCAUGGAUCUGGUAUACGUGUGCUGUAUGUAUGAUCGGAGCAAGAUUAAUUUCACGGAAGAUGUUGUUCCGAUCUGUCAAAGGUCUCCAGUUCGAUGACUGGACGAUGGGUCUCUUCGUCACCGGCGCUUACACGGUUAUGAUUGUACUUGCAAACCGAUGGCUAAAGGUCCAAUCAAACCUUGAACCCGAAAAUUUCGACUUCAGCGCACUCACCGUGGACGAACUAUCGAGACGAAGAUUCGGGAGCAAGCUCGUGGUUGUUGUAGAGCAGAUGCACAUCGCUGUGAUCUGGGCGUGCAAAGCAUGUCUUCUGAUCAUGUAUCAUCGCAUAACACGGACAGCUCUUCGCAACGAAAACAUCGCCAUCAAGAUUCUCGCGGUUUACACAGCACUCGGAUUUGUGGUCAUAGAAGUCCUCUACUUUUCAGCUUGGUGUAGACCUUUCUCGGAGUAUUAUGCAGUGCCGACCAGUUCAUUCCAGUGCAAUGCCUUGGUUCAUCACCGCAUCACUAAGGCUGUCUUCAACAUAUCCUCGGACUUGAUCAUGCUGUGCAUUGCAUUGCAAAUGCUCAUCCGAUCGCUCCUUCCUAUGAAGAGAAAGAUAAUCCUGUGCGGCAUCUUCUCUCUGGGUCUCUUCGUGGUAGCUGCAAGCAUCAUGAACAGCUACUACUCUUUCAGCAACCCGUACAAGUCAACUUGGAUUUACUGGUAUGUUCGAGAGUCGUCAGCUGCCAUUCUCGUUGCCAAUCUACCAUUUACUUGGACAAUAUUGAGAGAACUUUUCGAGCUCGGCAAUUUCGACGAAGGAAAUCCACCCCCGUGGUCCUAUCACUCUCCACGCACAGCAGGAGGUCGGAAGACAGCACAGCUACUCCACCAACAGUCUGCGACAACGGGCGCACGUACAGGGACGAAGCGCUCACCGAACAACACCAUUGGAAGUAAGAGCAUGACUUUGACCCCCUCAAACAUCACGCAAACCAAAUCGCCAGCCCUCAGUGACAUGUCCGGAUUCGCCGACAAAGACCUGCUCGAAGAAGCCAUAUCACCUCACGACUUUGCCCCUGCAGUUCUACGUACUGCAAAUGACGGCACUGUCGACAUUGAUCUCGAAGCAGGCCAUGUGGAAGAAGUUAAUGCGCGACCAAUCUCUCCUGACCAUACUGAGCAACGAAACAAGCUUGCUGCGGUUCCUACCAAAAUCACCGAGGAUGGCACGGGCGGCUUCUACGUCAACGACCAUCCUAUUUCACCACCGUCGCGAGUGCAUCUCGUACUUUCCAUGAAUGGAACGCGAGACAGCAGUAUAGCGAGCACGCAUCGAAGACCAAGCGCUACAUCGAGUAUGAUUAGUGGUUACACAGCAAGUCGGCGCGGAAGUGCAUCGACGCAGGGUGCGGCGGCUGGACACACAGUAGGCGGAGGGAGAAGCGCGAGGGACCGGAGGGCUAGGACGAAGCUGAAUGAGUAA
This is a messenger RNA of Alternaria postmessia, 1497 nucleotides long. RefSeq lists its product as uncharacterized. The record is from RefSeq and is a predicted model, not a curated record. Bases 1 to 1497 code for a protein of 498 amino acids. Lineage: Eukaryota; Fungi; Ascomycota; Dothideomycetes; Pleosporales; Pleosporaceae. The transcript is spliced from 2 exons.